GGGCCGGUGGCGGCGAUGGGUGCGCUCCGCUCCGCGCCCGCCAUGGCCGCCCGCAGCCCCCGGGCCCUGCUCGCCCUCGGCCUGGCCCUGGCCGCCGCCGCCGCCGCCGCCGCCCCCGACCCGUUCUCGCCCCAGCUCGGAGACACCGCCGGGUGCCGCGGGCAGUGCGGCCGCAGCCUCCCGCACCGCGCCGCCGCCGAUGCUGUUCUCAACGCCUGUUACCGGGGCUGCCGGCUGUUCUCCAUCUGUCACUUCGUGGAUGUGAGCGCCGAGCUGAACACAACCAGGGCCGAGUGUGAGGCAGCCUGCACUGAGGCCUACAGCAGCGCAGAGGAGCAGUUUGGCUGCGUGACCGGGUGCCGCAAGCAGCUGCCCGAGGUGGAGAGCAGGAAGGAGAAGAGCCUGGAGCUGAAGGUGCCAGCAUUCUCCAUGCUCGAUUUGGUCUCCACCUUCUGCAACGACAUCGUCAGCUCUGCCCAGAGCUUCAUCUCCUCCACUUGGACCUUCUACCUGCAGGCAGACGAUGGCAAAGUCGUGGUGUUCCAGUCCCAGCCGGAGAUGGAGUAUCCAGUCCUUGCGGUGCCGGAGACCCAGCCAGCGCAGCCAGGACCGGGACCUGGUCCCCAUGUCCCCCAGCCCCACACAGGCCCCCGGGGGAAGGGGGAGAAGCCCCCGGUGAAGGAGCCAAGGGGCAAAGCCAAGGGGCAGCACCCGGAGCCGCCGCCGCCGGAGCACGACUUCCUGGGCUGCAUGUCCAAGCGCUCGGGCCUUCCUCGCUGGAUCCUGGCCGCCUGCCUCUUCCUCUCCAUCAUGGUGAUGCUGUGGCUGAGCUGUGCCAGCCUGGUGACUGCCCCCGAGCAGCACGUCAAGACACAGCCUCUGAGCAUCAAUGGGGACAAGGAGUACCUGGAGGACCUGGAUGGCCCCAGCGCCUUCCCCCUGCCGCCCGUCAUCGCCGUCACCCUCUGCCCCGAUCACGGUGGCGAGGAUGCGGGGCCGCUGCCCCUCAAAGUCGACCUGGACAAGACCAUCCUGUAGCGCUCCCACCCCUUCCCGUCCCCUCUGUCACCAUCCCCAUGGCAUCAUCCCAGGUCCUGCUCCGCUGCCCCAUGUCCCAGCUCCCGGAGGAGCAUCUCUGGCUCUGGCACGGGGAGAGCCUGGCUCGGUCCCACUCCCAUCCCCAGGGAUGGCCACUGGGAGCCAGGCGGGGGCUGUCCCUGCUCCGUGGCUGUGCUGGUUGCUGGGAUCCCGGUUUCCAGCACUCGGGAGCCAAGAGCGGAGCUGCCAGAGCGGGGAGGCCGGAGGAGCCCGUUCCGGUGACGGGGAGGUCCGAGCCCUCCCGACCGGAGCCCCCCGGGCCCCCUCCGGGCACGGGUCCAGCGCUGGGCAGGAGGGAGCCGGCUGCGGUGGGGGAUGGAGAGCGCCUGCAGCGCUCUGGGCUUUGGCUCCGCACAUCCCCGGCCUCCCACCUUGGGCUGAGCCUCCAAGGCGCCGUCUCCGAGCCCUGGGAACCCCCUUCCGCCGGCCGGAGCCGAUUGCCUCGGGGAGCCGAAACGUGGCGAAUGGAUUUGGCGUUGGCAGCCGGCGAGGGGAGCGGAUCCCGCAGCAUCCGUGCCCACGCGAGGACCCAGCCGGCCCCUUCCCCUCCCUGCUCCGUGAUGCCGCGGUGGC
Messenger RNA from Neopsephotus bourkii (Bourke's parrot), 1671 nucleotides. It is a transcript of the gene TMEM59L, whose product is annotated as transmembrane protein 59 like. Bases 16 to 1038 code for a protein of 340 amino acids. The record is from RefSeq and is a predicted model, not a curated record. NCBI's taxonomy places the organism in Eukaryota, Metazoa, Chordata, Aves, Psittaciformes, Psittacidae. The transcript has 9 exons.